UCGCGACUGCGCAUGCUCCUUGCUCUGUUGCUACUCAGUCAGUUGUUGUAGUUACCAGGAACAUUAACCGCUAAGAUCAACUGGCCCUGUCUAUGGCGAUAACAGCUAGCUAGCUAGCAGUUAGCACGCUCGCAGAGAUAAAGUUGGAGGAGGUAGCGUUUUAGGUGCCAUGGUAAAACCCAGACACUUGAUCCCAGGAAGAUUUCACCGGGCAGCUCGUCCCCUUAUACUGUGAAGAUGCCUGCUGUGAUCCGUGAUAGCAAGGAGGACUCUGAGUCCUCUUCAGAAGACGAGCAAGAAGACAAUCCCUGCAUUGCCUGGAGUGGCCUCAGCAAGUCCAUCCCAGUUCUCCUGUUUUUCCCUGAAGCUGCAGUUUCAAAAGAUGGGAAUAUCUGCUCUACUGGAGAGCGAUAUAACAUGGCCUUCAAGAUUGUGCGCACUGAGAGCCGCCUGGUACGGGGAAUACUGGCCAAUCAUGGAUUCCAUGAGGUUCACCCAAACAGCAAUGACUUCAACCUCAUGUGGACAGGAUCUCACCUCAAGCCUUACAUACUACGCAGCCUUCAAGACUUCCAGAAGGUCAACCACUUUCCCAGGUCAUAUGAAUUGACGCGCAAAGACCGUCUGUAUAAAAACAUCCAGCGAAUGCAGCAGACUCAUGGCUUCAAAAACUUCCAUAUUGUUCCUCAGACCUUUGUGCUUCCCUCUGAGUACCAGGAGUUCUGCAAUUGUUUUGCCAAGGACAAGGGCCCCUGGAUUAUUAAACCAGUAGCAUCUUCCAGAGGUAGAGGCAUCUACUUGGUCAGCAAUCCAAAUCAGAUUUCAAUGGAUGAGAACAUCUUGGUGUCUCGCUAUAUUAAUAACCCACUACUGAUAGAUGAGUUCAAGUUUGAUGUGCGGUUGUACGUGUUGGUGACAUCAUACGACCCACUUCUCAUCUAUGUGUAUGAGGAGGGCCUGGCUAGAUUUGCCACAGUCAAGUAUGACCGGACUUCAAAGAACAUUAAGAACACGUUCAUGCAUCUGACUAACUACAGCGUGAACAAAAAGAGCAGCGAUUAUGUCAGUUGCGAUGACCCUGAAGUUGAGGAUUAUGGGAACAAAUGGAGUAUGAGUGCGGUGUUGAGGUAUUUAAAGCAGGAGGGGAAAGACACCACAUUGCUGAUGAGACAGGUGGAGGACCUCAUCAUCAAAGCUGUACUGAGUGCUGAACCUCAGAUAGGCACCGCCUGCAAAAUGUUUGUUCCCCACAAGACAAACUGCUUUGAACUGUAUGGGUUUGACGUGCUUAUUGACUCCAACCUCAAACCCUGGUUGUUAGAGGUGAACCUUUCUCCCUCUCUGGCCUGUGAUGCCCCUUUGGAUCUGAAGGUAAAGGCCAGCAUGAUUGCAGACAUGUUUUCGCUUGUGGGCUUUGUGUGUCACGACCCCCUUUCGAGGCAACCACGUAGUGACCGAGUCACCCUGGACUCCAGCCUUAAGCACCCAGCAACCCAAAAAACACAGAAACCUCUUUCUGCACUGACAGCCACUGCGCACAGCAGAAUGCAACAGAGGCCCACAUCCGCCGGUAACUCAGAAACAGAGGGGAAGGACAAGCUAGGACCUAAACAAGGCCGUGGGGACAGCACUCUGACUUUGACUGCCGAGGAGAUCAAAGUGCUUAGGAGGAUAAAGGAAGAGUACGAGAGACGUGGAGGCUUCAUUAGGAUCUUCCCCACUGCAGAAACAUGGGACCUCUAUGGUGGAUAUCUGGAGUCCAAGACAUCAAUGAACUACAUGUUGGCAAACAGACUUUUCCAUGGCAGGAACGUGCAGCUGCAGGUGGACGCCGUUCACAGCUGUCACGUUGUCCAGUACGAGAGGAAGCUGCUGUCUCUGGAGGCGUGUAAGAGGAGACAGCGCCACCUGACUCAUCGCUCUGCUGCAAGGAAGAAGAAAUUGGGGAAGGAGUCCAAGGUCUCCCUGCCUGAAAUCAGCAGUCCGGAGGGAGAGGACUGCGCUCAUGAAGAAAGAGAGGAGGUGAACCAAGCUCUCGAGCCAGUCUCAUACAAGACUUUGGUAGCAGAGCAAAGAAAACAAGUGGCCCCACCACUGGAGCGCUGCCACAGCGAGGCUUUGUCCAGUUCAGAGGCAGCAACGCACAAUGCCAGGCCCAGAGUCAACCUGCUCAACAUCCUUCAGCAGGGGUGGGACCUCAGUAAAGUGCAGGCCCGGAUGGCCUUUUCCUCAUACCUGCAGCGAGUUCAGCAAAGACUGCUGGCAGAAAGCAGAGCCAACACCAUCCCAGCUUGGCCUGACAAGGACAACGACCAAAUGGAGCUUGUGAUUCGCUUCCUGAGAAGAGCAGCCAGUAACCUUCAACAAGACAUAAAGGUGGUCUUGCCCAGUCGCCAACUUCCACUCAAAGACCGCAGACGCAUCCUGUCCCACCAGCUAGGAGAGUUUCUCCACUGUUACAACAAGGAAACUGAUCAUAUGGAGAAAAAACAGGAGGGCAGCAAAGAGGAGCAUUGUGUUAACCCCAGUGUGUUUCAGGAGUACAUUGCUGAAGCAAGUGAAAAUGAUCUGGAGGAAGUACUGACAUUCUACACACAGAAAAAUAAAUCAGCCACCAUCUUCCUAGGAACAAAAGUCCGGAGGGUUAAGAAAGACGUUCAUGAAGUAAAUGCCUCAGGAGAUUCAGGCAACUGUGAGAAUUCCAAAACUCUGCCUGUGGCCAAAGAGGAUUCCAGUGCUUCAGAGUCCUCGUUCUUCAUGGGGAAAGUCGGUAGUGACACAGACAUCAACGCCACUGAGAGUCAUCCCUUUGUCCCUACUGAAGAUCGACAGGCAGCAGUUAGAAUUACUCAAAUCCAGCCAGAGGUCCAGGCUUCCCAGCACCACUCCAGCUUUCCAAUGACUUUAGACAGCACACAUAGUCACCUGCAGCACUGCUGCCCUGUCCCAACAUCCCUGCCUCUCCAUUGCCCACCGCCGCCGCCACCUCUUCAGCCACCGUCCUAUGCACAGUCCUUGGCUAAGUCUCAGUUCUGCCAUUCUGGGACUUUUUCUGACCCUCCUGCAUACACCCCUGCCCUUGUGGUCACACAGCCACCGAGAGCAAUGUGGACAGCUGUUUCCACCGGCUCUAACACAGUCUGUACUGGGCAACCAACCCAGGUGCUUAAGAGGAUUCAGUCCUAUACCUCAUCAGCGUCCAGCUCUGGAGCAGCUUCUUCCAUCCUGAGUGCCACGCACAUCUAUAGCCAGAAGCUCUUGAGACCUACCUCUGCAGGCCAAGUUAUCCGGAAGAGCAGUUCCAGUAAGCUGAAGUCAAACUCCGCUGGGACAUUAAAGGAGUUAAGCUCCCUGUCUGCCCAGGCCCAGUCUAACCAGCAGGCCUUCAUCUCAGCCCUGCAAAAGCUGGCUGACAAGCAGGUAGCUCGCCACUAUGCCAGCUCCAGUCACAUCAACCUGCUGACCCAACACUUGGCCAACCUGAACCUGGCAAACAGGAUGCUGGGCACAGAGAGUGUCACACCGAACCCAAAAGUGUGGCACACUGCUUCUGCAACCCAAGGGCCAGUAAAAGCUGUUCAUUCUGGAACUGAUCUAUGUAGCAGCACUAGCCCCAGGCCACUGAAGGAUGAGGAGGGUCUUUGGGAUGGGCAGAUGCAGAAUGACUAUAGCUUGGUGACACGGGUGAACCACCAGCAGCGCUACCAGCCCACCCAAGGAAGCUACCAGCUCCAGUUUGCUAUCCAGAAACUGCAACAGCAAAGACUUCAGUCUCGACAAUUUCUGGACCAGAGCCAUUACAGACGUCAGGCUCAAUUUCCAGACCAGACAGGUACUCCACACAUCCAUGCUCCCACAAACUCAUCCAGCUGCCUUCUCUCCAGCUUUCGUGUUCGCCCCAAUCACAGCCACAGCCACAUCCAAACCUGUGUUAGUCCUGUUCUCGCCCCAAAGCCACCAAGCAGUGCCAGAGAGGGACAGAUCCGGAAAACAGCAACAAAGCGCCUUAUAAAGCAGACAUCCGCAGAGAGUUCAGCCAGUGGAAGUGUGUCCAGCGGUCAGCAUGUGGUCUACAAAGCUAUCUGUGGUAAAACAGGUCUUUCUGUUCACCCCAAGCUGUUCCAAGGCCAGGAGCCCACUCACAGAUGACAUGAAAGCGACCAGAGGCAUACCCUGCCCCUCUGCUUGCCUGACAGGUGUCUCUGCAUGUAACUACAUCCUCAUAGAGGUGUAUUCUGGGAAAGUACAACAGCAGCAGAUGAAAGCAUGCCAGACAUUGAACAGGCUCCUAUUAAUUUCUCUAUGAUAGAGCCACAGACAUGUAAGAGGAUCGUCUUCUAGGACAGGAAUGCCCAGCUUUGACGCAGGUUGGGAUUUUGUUUGCUCAGCUCAACAUCAGUUGGUCUUUUCAGCUCCUUGCCCCCCCCCCC
Messenger RNA from Etheostoma cragini (Arkansas darter), 4430 nucleotides. RefSeq names its product tubulin tyrosine ligase-like family, member 5 (gene ttll5). Gene Ontology annotation, molecular function: tubulin binding; tubulin-glutamic acid ligase activity. Gene Ontology annotation, cellular component: cilium. The coding region runs from base 238 to 4149 and encodes 1303 amino acids. NCBI's taxonomy places the organism in Eukaryota, Metazoa, Chordata, Actinopteri, Perciformes, Percidae. Gene Ontology annotation, biological process: protein polyglutamylation; microtubule cytoskeleton organization. The record is from RefSeq and is a predicted model, not a curated record. The transcript has 32 exons.